Molecule: messenger RNA, 604 nt
Organism: Lentinula edodes (shiitake mushroom)
Lineage: Eukaryota; Fungi; Basidiomycota; Agaricomycetes; Agaricales; Omphalotaceae
Exons: 2
Source: RefSeq, a predicted model, not a curated record
UAUUAAAUAAAAUAAAAUAAAAUAAAAUAAAAUAAAAAACACAACAGCUGAGAUUGUAUGGAGCUGUAUCACUACAAUCUUUGCAUGUACCUGGAUAGUAGUACACCCAAAUGUACCUGCAUUAAAUGAAUCAGAAGGAAGACUAUAUUGGCAUCACAUAAAAAUCAUGGCUGUUGCACUUAUUGCACCAGAAUUCAUAAUCAUAUGGGCUGCAAAACAACUAUUCUCUGCUUGACAUGUUGUAGAUACAUUGCAUACAUUACCCUCUUGUAAUGGGUGGACUCUCACCCAUGGCAUGUUCCUUAUCAUGGGUAGGUUCAUGCUAACUGAUCAUUUUGGAAAUUGUCUUGGUGUCAUACAAGAGUAUAAUCUAGUCAGACUUAAUCUUGGCCAUAUUUCUGACUCUGAAAUCAUGGACAAAAGAAAAGGAGAUGCACUGGCAAAGACCCUUGGGUUGGUCCAAACAACAUGGUUUAUGGCCCAAGUCAUCUCACAAGCAGUAAUGCAUCUUCCUGUCACUGAACUGGAGUUAACUACUGUUGCCUUUGCAUUCCUUAAUCUCUUGACAUAUGCAUUAUGGUGGAAAAAACCACUAGAUGUCCAA